GUUUCAUUAUUUCCGGGUUCUGGAGCUCGGAGGGUGCUGAUUCACAUAGACGAAGAAGACGAGGUUUUGUGUUUAUGAAAUAAAAACAUGCUGCCAUUAUAAACCGUGGACACAUUGUUUUCUAGCAGGCUAACAUGGUCCCCACAGACUUUAAAAGCCUGAUCCAGAGGUUUUAUCAUCUGCAGUCGGAGCGGGUGGAGACAUAUCGCCUCUUUGAAGAGGGACACGAGGCCUAUUUGAGGACAGGGCCUCACUAUGACUUCGACCACUACAGACAGCUGGUCCAUGAGAUAACACAGGCCUUCUGCGGCAUCUCCAAAGAAGUGCUCGAGAUCAAGGGCAAGCUGCGCAAUGAGUUCGACAGACCAGACCUUUCUGAGCACAUUGAAAAGCUGCAGAGCAAAGAGAAGGAGAAACUUGACCUGACAGCCAAGCUGCAGCUGGCCAGGCAACGGGCCCAGGAUCACCCGGAGGACGAAGGCUGUCAAGAAACGAUUCAGGAGAUCAAGCACGAGAUCAUCAAGAACAAAGAAGCUUUGAGUGAGAUCAUGCAGGACUUUAAGUAUGAUUCAGAGGAGUGUGAUUGACGGCUGACUCCCCGAAGGCCUGAACCCGCCCGCUCACAUCAGCAGCGCUGACAGGUCGACUCUGCUCUGCUGCAACUUCCAUCUUCGACUCUUGCGCUUAUUGAUCCCCCUCUGGCUCCACCCUGCUCACUGCUGCAGUCUUAUUCCGCCCCAGGGGGCUCUUUACAUUCGGGCUCUUUGUGUCAUGAGUUUGUGUUAAUGCAUGGCUCAGCAACCAAAAUGUUUGUAAUGUGAUUAAGUAUGUAAAUAAAAUGCUCAGUAAGUGUUAGAAAUAAUUCUAACAAGCGUAUCCAGCUAUCUUUGUUUACUUGAUGAAUUGUAUUUUUUAAAUAAUAAAGACACUUGACAAGACAA
This is a messenger RNA of Mugil cephalus (flathead mullet), 941 nucleotides long. It is a transcript of the gene rex1bd, whose product is annotated as required for excision 1-B domain containing. The record is from RefSeq and is a predicted model, not a curated record. Bases 135 to 587 code for a protein of 150 amino acids. NCBI's taxonomy places the organism in Eukaryota, Metazoa, Chordata, Actinopteri, Mugiliformes, Mugilidae. The transcript is spliced from 5 exons.